This is a messenger RNA of Branchiostoma floridae (Florida lancelet), 1703 nucleotides long. Its product is annotated as neurogenic locus notch homolog protein 1-like. Lineage: Eukaryota; Metazoa; Chordata; Leptocardii; Amphioxiformes; Branchiostomatidae. Gene Ontology annotation, molecular function: calcium ion binding. Gene Ontology annotation, cellular component: protein-containing complex; plasma membrane. The transcript is spliced from 7 exons. Gene Ontology annotation, biological process: heterophilic cell-cell adhesion; establishment or maintenance of epithelial cell apical/basal polarity. The record is from RefSeq and is a predicted model, not a curated record. Bases 1 to 1119 code for a protein of 372 amino acids.
AUGUGUGAGGGACAAAGGAAAGAGCAGAAGAGUUUGCAAGGCAACCCAUGCGACCGUGCACCCAUCCACCCCCAAGGUUACCCCAGUGAUUGUGACCCAGACCAGCCCCCCUACCCAGCGGGACACGUCUGUAACUUCACCUGCCCGGCAGGACACGGCAGGACGUCAGGUGAUGGGAGGAAACUCUGCAACAACGGCCAGUGGAUGGGAGACGAUGUUGUGUGUGAAGAGUUUGACGAAUGUACCUCUGUUCCGUGUCAAAAUGGCGGAAUUUGCGAGGACGAGGUCAACGCCUACAACUGUAACUGUGCUCCUGGCUAUGUAGGCGAUAGUUGUGAAACAGAAAUUGACGAAUGUGCCUCUGAUCCUUGUCAAAAUGGCGGUACUUGCGUGGACGAAAUCAAUAGCUACAUUUGUACUUGUGCUGAAGGCUAUGAAGGAGAUAACUGCGAAACGGCGCCCUGUCUGGUGAGGCCUCUCUACGGUCCGUCGGCAGACGCGAACUACUCCCAAGACUUCUGCGUUAACUACGACGUCCUACUCCCUGAAAUAACGAACCUGACAAGGUCCUUCAACAGAUCCCUUCAGGAACUCGGGCUCAGUAAUGUGCGGAAGGACCUUGAAGAGAUACGUGACGUGGGUUUGAUUCCCUUCGACGGAGAAAUAGGACCUAUCACUGGGGAUGACCCACCGACGACCGAACCCAUGCCAACUGUGAUGCCGACAGAGGUGCCGACUGGCAGAGUCAGACGCAGAAGACAAGCCAGCAAUGGUAAUCCCUGGAGCCGGGUAGGGAAUGUGACAAGCUUAGUCUAUGACGCAGACGGUGGUCCCGAGGAGAAAUUGAUGUCCUUUGGCGCUUCAGAUUUAGAAAAUCUUGGCGAGGACGACUAUCUUCAAGGUCCUCUCAGAGACCUAACAGAAGAUGUGAAGGGGUUUUCUGAGAGGUACAAUGAAACCACAGCCGAGGCGACGCCGUCCAUAGUGCAGGAUUACCGUAACAUGCUCGACAGCUUCAACUGUAGCAUCAACGGCCCGAACUGUAACCGGACACGUGGACAGGACGAUGUGGUACCGCCUAGACAACCACUGGUACAUUGUUUACAGACCAGCAAUUGAGUACGACCCUGGAAGCAUGAAAAGGGCAAUACGUUGCAGAAUUAUAAUCGUGGCCUGGCGAGGCUUUAGAAUCUUCAUUCUAUGCUUCAUACGUUGAGAAAAACCAUUUGCCAAUUCAUCUAAUAUAUAAAUGCUGAUGUCCCUUGUCUUCAGCUGCAGGUAUGUAGAUGGAUAUGUCCGUUCGUAUAGAUUUAUUUUACUUGGCGUAAAAAACGGUGCUUCCUGUAAAUGCUUGUAGAACUGUAAUAGUGCCGCGUAUCUGAUGUUACAUUUAACAACGUUAGCAUUAUCGCCAAGUUUACGCGUUAAGAUAUUUGUGGAUUAAGGGACAGUCCAGUAUGUAUUGAGUAUGGGCGUAUGUAGGCACAUUGGCAUUGAUAACCCAUAUGCUGCAAUAUCAAUUCAUGUUUAUUGUCACUAACGCAUUCUAUGAUGAUAUGACUUUGCUUUUAUUCAAUUUAUUGAUCGCUUUAUUGAUAGGAAUCGCUUACGGUUGAUAAUGUAAAUCAUCCAUGGAUACAUGUCAACCAAUUUGAAUUUUCUAAGUGAGGUAUAACCAACCAUAAAUGUUCUGCAAUAGGUGU